GGCGGCGCUACUGUACUCGUAUGAAGGGCACCAUGUAUAUUUACUCAAAUGCACAAGCUAAACACAAAUCGCAUGUGUGUGAGGCCGACCUGAACGACUUUCCUUGAUUUUUCAUCUUGUUCGUCGCCCCCGGAGCAGCUUGUGGUUGCGCGCAGAGAGGAUGCUUUUGUCUCUUCAGCUCACACCUGGACCAGGGAAACAGUGAGAGCUUUAUGUUGUUCUUUUUAGGCGUUCUUGUUGUUGUUUUCUCACGUCAGAGGCAAAGUGAAGGGCGAAGUUGUUGCUUUUUGGGGAACGUCACUGGAAAAUGCGCUUAUCGCUCGAUAACCGGACUUGACGUGGGUUUAGACUGUGACCUGGAGCACCACCUGUGACAUCGGCAGGCACCAGUACAAGAGACAAUUUGGCUGUCAGUGGACCCCUGCACUUAUUUUUAUUUAUUAUAUAUUUUUUUUGCUAAGAUUUUUUAACUAAUUUUUGAUAAACGGUCAUUGCCGUGCGGUUCUGACAGCGCAACAACAAUCAAAUUUCCUCAUCAGUUAAGUGCAGUACGUUUCGGCAAACCUGAUUUUUACGCACAAAGCUGAAGGCGAGACAAGCGCAGACAUCAGGUGCUGCGAAGUGAACAAGAAGAUUAAAUCACAAAGCCCUCCCCAAAGAAAGCUAAAGUCCAGCCAUCAACAUGACGGACGGUCCAAGGCAGAGGAGCAGCACGUCGGGCUCCGGCAAGGAUGCUGCCGCCGAGGAGUCAGGAGGCGGAGUUGCGCUCAAGAAAGAAAUCGGACUUGUGAGCGCCUGCGGUAUUAUUGUUGGUAACAUUAUAGGCUCAGGUAUCUUCGUCAGUCCAAAGGGAGUGAUGGAAAAUGCCAACUCGGUGGGUGUGGCCCUGAUUGUCUGGAUUAUCACGGGCAUCAUCACGGCCAUUGGAGCGCUGUGCUACGCUGAGCUGGGCGUCACCAUCCCCAAGUCAGGGGGGGACUACUCCUACGUUAAAGACAUCUUCGGAGGACUGGCUGGGUUCCUGCGUCUGUGGAUCGCCGUGCUGGUGAUCUACCCGACCAACCAGGCCGUGAUCGCGCUGACCUUUUCCAACUACGUCCUGCAGCCGCUGUUCCCCACCUGCUUCCCACCAGAGACCGGCCUGCGUGUGCUGGCUGCUCUCUGCCUCUUGUUGCUGACAUGGGUGAACUGCUCCAGUGUGAGGUGGGCCACCAGGGUGCAGGACAUAUUCACCGCCGGCAAGCUGCUGGCCCUCGUCCUCAUCAUCAUCAUGGGCAUCGUGCAGAUCUGCAAAGGAGAGUACUACUGGUUGGAGCCAGUCAAUGCCUUCCAAUCUUUCCAGGAUUAUGAUGUGGGUUUGAUAGCCUUAGCUUUCUUACAAGGCUCCUUCGCCUACGGAGGGUGGAACUUCCUCAACUACGUCACAGAGGAGCUGGUCGACCCCUAUGUAAACCUUCCUCGUGCCAUCUUCAUCUCCAUCCCCCUGGUGACCUUCGUUUACGUCUUUGCCAACAUCGCCUACGUCACGGCCAUGAGUCCCCAGGAGCUGCUCGCCUCAAACGCCGUUGCCGUGACGUUUGGUGAGAAGCUGCUGGGAGUCAUGUCGUGGAUCAUGCCCAUCUCUGUGGCUCUCUCCACCUUCGGAGGAGUCAACGGUUCCCUCUUCACCUCUUCAAGAUUGUUCUUUGCCGGAGCCAGAGAGGGCCACCUCCCCAGCCUGUUGGCCAUGAUUCACGUGAAACGCUGCACUCCCAUCCCUGCUCUGCUCUUCACUUGCGUGUCCACCCUGCUCAUGCUGUGCACCAGCGACAUGUACACUCUCAUCAACUAUGUGGGCUUCAUCAACUACCUCUUCUAUGGAGUCACUGUGGCCGGACAGAUUGUCCUGCGUUUUAAACAGCCCAACAUUCACCGACCAAUCAAGAUCAGCCUGAUAUGGCCGGUCAUUUACCUCAUAUUCUGGGCCUUCUUGCUCAUCUUCUCCCUUUACUCUGAGCCCGUGGUGUGUGGCAUCGGCUUGGCCAUCAUGCUGACUGGCGUCCCCGUCUAUUUCCUGGGAGUCUACUGGGACAACAAGCCACAGUGUUUCGACGCCUUCGUCAAUAAGAUGACUUACUUGGGCCAGAAGUUUUGUGUGGUGGUUUAUCCCAUUGAAGGUAAACGCAGCGGAAGCGGAGAGGAAGGAGAAGAGAUGAAGGAGGCCAGAUCUCCUCUGUCCAAUGAGGACGGAGACAACCACAAGUCUGACUGCUGAAGCAUCCCCUCCACCACAGAAUAAACAGACACAUGCAGACGCACACAUGGGUGCACAAGCACGCAUACACAAACACAGUUUGUAGUGGAUUCGCUGAUCAACACUCGUGCCCUCACACUUUAUUUUUAAUAAUUUUCCUAGGUUUUAGCAAUGUUUCAGUCCGUAAUCUCUGUGCCAAAUAUAGUAUGCAAUUUGUAGAGUAAUGUGACCUCAAACUCUUCUGUCUGGGGUCCUUCAAAAGUGCAAUAAAGACCAGCUUUUAACUCCUCGAUACAUGCUUAAUCAUACACAUCUAUCUGAUUACUAAUCUUCAUUAUCAUCCUGCUUUUCCUCUCCCACCCCCCCUUUGCUCCUCCACACACACCCUGGACAGUUUUACUGUAAGAGCAUCAUUUUUAAUUUUAUGUUUUUUUAAUUUUUAUCAAAAGACUCUUACUGUACUGUGACCCGCAAACACCUUUUUUGUUGUUGUUGUUUUUUUUCCACAUUGUAUAUUUUUGCUUUGCCAUCCACUCGACACACCAAAGCUGUAUUUUGAUUGUCGAAGCAGAAAUUCAAACUCAGAUCAAGACGUUUCAUGUCGUGACGUACGCUAAGUACUGUGUUGUGUUUUUAAAGAUGACUGCGAUUCCAAAAUGUUCCUCUUUUUUUGUAAUUGUGAUAAUUGUUUAUAUCAUUUGCCUUUUGUUGACAUUUCCGUUUUAAUAUGUUAAUUUUAGUUUUCUUGAUAUUCUUUUUUCUAUUCAACAUCAUAUUCAUCUGGCCUUUAUUUUAUUUUUGCUUUUUUACUCAUGCAGUCGUGUAGGUGUACACCUGCAAGCUGAUGUGUGAUGUAUGCUUUGUAUUGGUGAAUGGCGCACAGUUCUUUGUUAAAUGCCUUAAUUAGAAUUAUUUGGGUGCCAUUGCAGCUCUGUUUUGAUUGAUGUGGAGAGAUGGCUAAUCCACAUACUUUGGGGUAGUGUCAGUUGUGAGUGUCAGUUUUUGUAAUCUGGUGAGUUUUGGGUUCUUGUAUGGACACUACAUAAAGAAUUAACCUGUUAGUUGUAGUAUGGAAAUAGAUGACUAGAAGGAAUAAAUAGGCAGUACAUGAUAGUUUUCACCACAUUUGCAUUGCUGAUGUGCAAAUCCCAACACCGACACAUGUGAAUGCCUGUGUGAAAAACAGCUGUUUUACAGAAGUAUUUUUGUAAUUUACCGUGUAGUUCUUUAAUUGUUUUUGUCCUUUAUUUAGGGGGUAGAAAUGAGAGCUUUACCAAAAAGUAUUUUUGAUUCAUAUAUUUCACUAGAUUUUAGUGCAAUAUUAGUGCAGGCACCAACAAAAACCUGAACAUGCACCCCUGAAUGAACCCGUGCUGUGCUGUCUGUUAAUAGUUACGUAGCCAUACUUAUGCUGUAUAUUAUAGUAACAACACUCUUGCGCACAUAAACACACUGUGUACUCCUGUGUCUUUGGCCUUUCUGUAAUCUGUUAGUGUCUCAGGGCAUCCCCACUGCCUUCUCCUUACAUGCACUGCCAAAAACCUCCACAGCUUGAAAACCCAACUACAGAUCUGACCGAUUGCCUCUUUGUUAAAUGCCUGUUCUGGUGCUUUUAGAGAUUUAUAUCCUCAGGAGUUUCAAUCUUACGAGCAGUCCCCAAAAAACAGGCAUUGGCAAACAUUCAUGAGUAAUUGUAACUCUGAAGAAAGUAUCUCUAAAGUUUGGCCAGUACUGUAUCAGUUUCUCUUGUUAAACUGUGAGGGGAACAGGGUGUCUUGGAUGUCUUUACAGUACAGUGAUUGUGAUUUUGUGCCUGUACAGUAGUUGUGUAUUUACAGUAUACACAGGUGUCAUGACAGUCUGUACAUUGUUUCAGUAAAUAAAACCACUGACUAAUGUUUGAAUUUGUAAUUCAGGGCCUCAUUUAUAUAAAAAAAACCCUAUCGUUGUCUUU
This is a messenger RNA of Scatophagus argus, 4187 nucleotides long. RefSeq names its product solute carrier family 7 member 8a (gene slc7a8a). The record is from RefSeq and is a predicted model, not a curated record. Gene Ontology annotation, molecular function: neutral L-amino acid transmembrane transporter activity; L-amino acid transmembrane transporter activity. NCBI's taxonomy places the organism in Eukaryota, Metazoa, Chordata, Actinopteri, Scatophagidae. Gene Ontology annotation, biological process: amino acid transmembrane transport; neutral amino acid transport. The transcript is spliced from 11 exons. Bases 683 to 2254 code for a protein of 523 amino acids. Gene Ontology annotation, cellular component: membrane.